GGUGAAAUCACAAAGCCGCCGCUGCUUUGACCAAUGUAGUUCUGUAAGCCUGUAAGGAAGUUAAGCUGUAAUGAAACACCACCUGCCAGCAACCAGAACACUUUUAAGCUAACGUUUCACUAAAGAACCAGACAAAAUGUCUUGGACAAACAGACUUAUCACCAGCUGCCUUGUGCUCACCAGCCUGCUGUUCAGUUCUCAAGCAGUGCCUAUAGGUGUAGAUAAAACUAAAGUAAAGGUGCCAGAAGAGAAGGUACCCGAGCCACCUCAAAGUGUGGACACUGGACUUCAUUAUGACCGCUAUCUCAGGGAAGUGAUCGAUUUCCUCGAAAAAGACCAGCAUUUUAGAGAAAAGCUGCACAACACAGACAUGGAGGAUAUAAAGCAAGGGAAACUGGCUAAAGAACUUGACUUUGUCAGCCACCAUGUAAGAACUAAACUGGAUGAGUUGAAGAGGCAGGAAGUAAGCCGACUGAGGACGCUGAUCAAAGCUAAGCAUGACAUAGAAGGAGGGGAUGGCCAGGCUAUGGACCAUCAGGCCUUACUGAAGCAGUUUGAGCAUCUAAACCACAUGAACCCUCACACAUUUGAGGUGGAGGAUUUGGACAGGCUUAUCAAAUCGGCCACCAGUGAUUUAGAAAAUUAUGACAAGGAGCGUCACGAGGAUUUUAAGAAGUAUGAAAUGAUGAAGGAGCACGAGCGACAGGAGCACCUUAAAGAGCUCGACGAGGAGGCCAGGAAAAAAGAGGAGGAGCAUUAUGAAGAGAUGAAGAAGAAGCAUGCUGAUCACCCCAAAAUCAACCAUCCGGGCAGUCAAGAUCAGUUGAAAGAAGUCUGGGAGGAGGCAGAUGGUCUUGAUCCUGAAGAUUUUAACCCUAAAACUUUCUUCAACCUGCAUGAUACAAAUGGAGAUGGUUUCUUUGAUGAGCAAGAGUUGGAGGCAUUGUUUACAAAGGAGCUGGAAAAGAUCUAUGAUCCUACCAAUGAGGAGGAUGACAUGGUGGAGAUGGAGGAAGAGAGGCUACGGAUGAGAGAGCACGUCAUGAAUGAGGUCGAUGCCAACAAGGACAGACUGGUGUCCUUAGACGAAUUCAUGACCGCAACGAAGAAAAAAGAAUUCCUGGAACCAGACAGUUGGGAGACUCUGGAACAAAACCCGAUCUACACCGAUGAGGAGAUGCACGAGUUCGAGGCGCAUUUAGCCAGACAGGAAGAGGAUCUGAUCCAGAAAACGGCUGAUCUGCAGAAGCAACAUGAAGAGCUCCAGCGACAGCAAGAGGAACUAAAUGCACAGAAACUAGAACUGCAACAAGCUGUAGAGCACGUGGAGCGAUUGAAAAGCCAGAAAGUAGAGCCCCCAGCUGAUGUUGACGGAAAUGCAGUUCCUGAAGUUCCUAACCAGGAGCAACCCCAACCCCCUGGACACCAGCCACCUCCCCUAGGUCACCAAGACAUCCCUGCAGCCGAGCCAAACCAAGGUCAUCUAAAUCAGCCUGAAGAUGCUCACCCAGUGCCUCCUGGUCAUGCCAAUGUGAACCAGGAAGCCCAACAGACACCCUAGAAAGCAGGUAGUGUUGGGCUUGACUGUGCAGAUGAACACGCCCGCCACAAAUUUUCCUCUCCAGUGUCUGGAGGCGAUGUAUAACAGUCCUUAUUCUGUGCGACCUCCCGUUUUGAGAGGCUGCUGCUUUCACACGGUUUAACAAAAACAAACGUUUACAGGAUUAUUAUAUACAGUUCAAUAGAGUUUUUUAUUAUCUCGUGCUGGUUGGUAUUUUGCUCGUUUUUUGUCCGAAAAAAAUACAAAAGAAAACAUUCAAUUACAGCAUGAGGGAUUUUAUUUCUUUUUUUUAUUUCCUGAAUUUGGACUCAGAUAAGUGGAAUAUUUAAAAACGGCAGUACAAGGUUGUAUUAUCAUGAUAUUCAAUAUCUAAUACUUGAAACAAGGUUAUAAUGAUGUCCUUUACAAUACAGAUCAAGUCUUGACUGAGUAAAUCACAUUAAGAAAUUUAUGUUAAUGUUUAAGGUAUAAUGAGGCUAGAAAUGUAAUCAAAAAGCAGGUAAAAAAAAAAAAGCCCUUAUAAUAAGUAAAAUUGGCUUAUUUCAGUCCAGUACUGUGCAAAUUGCUAAAUUUAGCAAUGAAAUAGGCAUCGUUUCCAAUAGUAAUCCAGUUUAGAUUCUAUAUUAAUCUAAAUAUGAGUUUUAUUGCCCUGUACGGUUUCAAGCUUUCUCUAUUUCCAACACUUCUGAUCCUACUCAUGAAGCCCUUGAUAAUUAGCUAAUGAGCUGAAGCAGUUUCGACACUGCAGGUUAAUUGGCAUCUAAAACCAAUUACCCUAAAUUCUAGUUGGUUUAACAAACUGUGUUGGAUUAAAAUGUGCCCACUGCAAGGUACUGAAUCUUUAAGUGUCUGCCAGAUUGAUUUGUUUUUGUUUGUCAUUUUAUCUGUACUAUUCUUAUUAAAUGCUCAAGGUACCCCAA
Molecule: messenger RNA, 2481 nt
Organism: Trichomycterus rosablanca
Lineage: Eukaryota; Metazoa; Chordata; Actinopteri; Siluriformes; Trichomycteridae
Gene: nucb2a
Product: nucleobindin 2a
Exons: 13
Coding region: 137-1561 (474 amino acids)
Cellular component (GO): endoplasmic reticulum-Golgi intermediate compartment; extracellular exosome
Molecular function (GO): calcium ion binding
Source: RefSeq, a predicted model, not a curated record